GCGGAGAGCGCAUCUUUUGUGACCCUCAGUUCUAUCUAGGGUUUCCACCCCCCCUCCCCCUCCCUCAUAAUUUUUCCGCGAGGGUUUCGAGCUCCCGCUGCAGCUCGAACUGUUUCCAUCCCUUGGCCGUCCUCGAUUGCUUCUCUGAUAUUUAUUCACAUAGACCAAGAAGAUUAUAUUGGGCUUCAGCUUGAUAUCUAAUUUAUACAAUAUUCUUUUUCACUAUAUUGCACCUGUUGAACGUCACCCUCUUGAUUAUCAAUUUGAGAUACUUUCUCUUGCCUGUCUCAUAUUACUCGUACUGUUGCCAACCACAUGGGAAAUCUGACUUUGAAACUCCUUUGAGCCACCAUGGCUCGUAUUGAGUUGAGAUUCUUACUCUGUAAUUCCUGUUGGCCUUUCUAUUUUCCUCAUUCCAAUGUAUCUAUGCUUCCUCUCGCGAAUGCUUUUGGCUCCUGUGCUUCUUCCACAGUUGCCUUGCGAGCUUCUUUCAGAUACCUAAGAUGCCGAGGACAAGGGCAAGUGCUGCUGCUGCUGCCACCAAUCCAGAGCCAGCGAAUCCAGCUGAGCCUGAGGAACAGGUUGCUCUUGAUGACCCUGAGGAAAUGAUGGAAGAAGAGGUUGAGUAUGAAGAAGUUGAGGAGGAAGUAGAAGAGGAGGAAGAGGAAGUUGUCGAGGAGGAGAUUGAGGAGGAGCUUGAAGAGGAGGAACAAGAAACAGAUGUUGCUAAUGGAAGUAAUGCUGGUGAUGCAGCUGGUGGUGAUGCUAGUAUGGUAGAAGGUGAAAAGGAUGACGAUGAGAGUAAGAAGCAUGCAGAGCUCCUUGCACUCCCUCCUCAUGGAUCAGAAAUUUAUGUUGGCGGCAUACCUCAUGAUGCAUCAGAGGAAGAAUUGAGAAGCUUUUGUGAGCCAAUUGGAGAGGUGACCGAGGUUAGGGUGAUGAAAGCAAAGGAUUCAACAGAGAAUAAAGGUUAUGCUUUUGUUACCUUUAAAACUAAAGAGUUGGCUUCAAAAGCUAUUGAAGAACUAAAUAACACCGAAUUCAAGGGUAAAAAAGUGAAGUGUUCGACAUCUCAAGUUAAACAUCGGUUGUUCAUAGGUAAUAUUCCUCGAAAUUGGGCUGAGGAUGAUUUGAAAAGAACCGUGACAAGUAUUGGUCCUGGUAUAAUUAAAGUGGAGUUACUGAAGGAUCCACAGAACUCUUCUCGUAACCGGGGUUAUGCUUUCAUCGAGUAUUACAACCAUGCAUGUGCCGAAUACUCGAGAAAUAAGAUGUCAUCUCCAAAGUUCAAGUUGGAUGCAAAUGCACCAACUGUGAGCUGGGCUGAUCCUAGGAGUGGGGAUUCCUCUUCUAGUUCUCAGGUAAAGGCUAUUUAUGUGAAGAACUUGCCAAAGAAUGUGACACAAGAACAGUUGAAGAAGUUAUUUGAACACCAUGGUGAAAUCACGAAGGUGGUACUGCCUCCGGCAAAGCCUGGACAUGAGAAGAGAUAUGGUUUUGUGCAUUUUAAAGAGCGCUCAAUGGCCAUGAAGGCACUCAAGAACACAGAGAAAUAUGAAAUUGAUGGUGAUGUUCUCGACUGUUCACUAGCAAAGCCUCCAGCAGACAAUAAAAAAGUUGAAGCAGGAUCAAGCGCUCAAAAAGCUGCUUUGCUGCCAAAUUAUCCUCCUGGGAUUGGAUAUGGUGUUCUUGGAGGUGCUUAUGGUGCUUUAGCUCCAGGGUUUGGACAGUCUAUGGUUUAUGGAAGGGGACAGACACCUGCUGGCAUGGCGAUGGUGCCGAUGAUCUUACCUGAUGGACGCCUUGGAUAUGUAUUGCAACAACCUGGAGUACCUGUGGCUUCACAGCAGCAUGGUGGAAACCGUGGAGGCAGCUCAAGCGGAGGGAAAAGCAACGACGGGGGCCGUGGGCGUAGAUUCCGACCAUACUAAUUUUUCAUGGCCCAUUCAUGGAUCGGUCACAGGAGCUCAACAUGGAUUCCUUGUUUACCGACGAGCAUCUUGUGUGUAGUACAUUAGUUCAACAGUAGCUAGCAUAGCUUUGUUUGUAAGCUAGGAGUUUUAAAUCAUCCAAAUUUCUGCAAGUUGUAGUCGUUUUGGAAGUUGGAUAUUCUUAAAAGUUGCUUGCGGAGAGAGGAUGAUGAUGAUUAUGGAUCAUGACAUUUGGGUGUUUUUGCUUCA
This is a messenger RNA of Musa acuminata AAA Group (dessert banana), 2180 nucleotides long. RefSeq names its product heterogeneous nuclear ribonucleoprotein Q. The record is from RefSeq and is a predicted model, not a curated record. The transcript is spliced from 9 exons. Gene Ontology annotation, cellular component: nucleus. Lineage: Eukaryota; Viridiplantae; Streptophyta; Magnoliopsida; Zingiberales; Musaceae. Bases 504 to 1931 code for a protein of 475 amino acids. Gene Ontology annotation, molecular function: mRNA binding.